AUGUGCAAGGACAUAAGAAGUGUAAUUCGUAAUUGCGACACAUGUCAGCGUGUAAAAUAUAACAAUAUUUGUAUGGAAGGUGUACAGUAUUUAUUAGUUGUAAUGGAUGCAUUUUCGAAAUAUGUCUCUCUCUAUCCAAUUCAAAAAACAACGACUAGAAUAAGUUUAGUAAAAUUAAUUAAAGAUUACUUCCCGAAGCUUGCCUGGAAAGAAACACUAGAAAAAGAAGGUAUAAAAACUAUUUAUUCAUCCAUACGACAUCCACAAUCCAAUCCAACGGAACGAUAUAUGCGAGAACUAGGCAGAUUUUUCAGAACGUAUUGUUCGGAACAACACACAAAAUGGGCAAAAUAUGUAAAACAAAUCGAAGAAAUUUUAAAUUUAACAACACAUCAUAGUACCGGAUAUACCCCUUAUGAAGUUCAUUUCAAUAAAAAUCCAAAGUUUAAAAUAAAAGAGUUAAUAGAUUUUCCAAACGCAGUUCCAAUAAGUGAUAACUUUAGAAUCCAUAACGCGCGAAAAAAUCUAAAAUCAAACAGCAAAAAACGAGCAAAAUACCAAAAAUCCAUAUCUAAAAUAACCUUUCAGGAAAACGAUCUAGUCUUACUAAGAGUACCGCAAAUUUCGAAUGCCAUAGAUAAGAAUAAACGAACUCGUAGUUUCUUCGGCAAACCCGACAACAAUGUGACAUUGCUAUUGGCAUACUGCAAAGGGCCAUAUCCUAAUCAAGGGGGGGGAUGUACCAUUCAAAUAAGCCCGCCUCAAAAGUUAUUCGACCGGGUUAUUGACCAAACAAAUUCGACCUCAGAUCUGUACGUCGAUAAUUUCCGCCGUGACCAAACCUCGCUCACUCCUCCGUCGACUAGAUAA
Messenger RNA from Diprion similis, 870 nucleotides. RefSeq lists its product as uncharacterized. Lineage: Eukaryota; Metazoa; Arthropoda; Insecta; Hymenoptera; Diprionidae. The coding region runs from base 1 to 870 and encodes 289 amino acids. Gene Ontology annotation, molecular function: nucleic acid binding. The record is from RefSeq and is a predicted model, not a curated record. The transcript is spliced from 5 exons.